UGGAUGAGCUCGUGGACGAACGGGGAAUGUUCAUCACUGACAUCCCACACAUUUUCUUUGGAAUUGCUCUAGGGUACCGUUCACAGUGCAAGCCAACAUGUCUGCCUCGGAGGACGUCCGCCUGCCUGAAUCUGAGAUCCUGGCGCAAAUGAGCACGCUCAUAAUUGCCGCAAUGGACACGACCUCGGCCGCGCUUUCACGCAUUCUCUACCUACUCUCUCAGAAUACCGAUGUGCAGGACAAGCUCCGUGCCGAACUGACGCGUGCGCGUGAGGAGAGCAGAGGCCCUAUUGGCGAGAUGGACUACAGCCAGCUGUAGGCGUUGCCGUACUUGGACGCGGUGUGCCGCGAGUCGCUCCGGGUAUCCUCCCGUGGGCUUCGUCACGCACACCGCGCGUAAAGACGUGAUGCUCCCGCUCGGCACACUCAUUACAGGUGAUAAUGGGCCGCCUAUCUUGGAGGUCUUCAUCCCACGCGACACAGACGUGAUAUGCAACAUCAUCGGUGUCAACCGCAACCCGGCCAUCUGGGGGCCCGAGGCCACGACUUGGCGCCCCGAGCGCUGGCUCGAGCCGCUCCCGCCUAGCGGGUCGGACGCGCGCGUGCCCGGGGUGUAUUCUAACAUGAUGACGUUCGUGGGAGGUGCGCGCGCCUGCAUCGGGUUCAAAUUCUCUGAGCUCGAAAUGUAGGUCGUGCUGGCCAUGCUCCUGCCGCUGGUUAAGUUCGCACCGUCGAGCAAGUACGUCGUCUAGAACAUCAGAACCAUCUCGACGCCCAGACUGCCAGGGACGAACAUGCCGACG
Molecule: messenger RNA, 803 nt
Organism: Heterobasidion irregulare TC 32-1
Lineage: Eukaryota; Fungi; Basidiomycota; Agaricomycetes; Russulales; Bondarzewiaceae
Gene: cyp114
Product: cytochrome P450 monooxygenase 114
Exons: 7
Coding region: 408-689 (93 amino acids)
Molecular function (GO): iron ion binding; heme binding; monooxygenase activity
Source: RefSeq, a predicted model, not a curated record